AUGGCGAAACUCGAAGACUUCCUUGACGACGCUAUCUGUACCCUUGAGGAAGCAAAGGAUUACGAGGGGCAGGGUCAUAACGACACCAAGUCUACGCGGGCUAGAGGGGUCAAGAGGUCUGCGAGCGCUGGCAAGCUGAAUCCAGUAGCGAAGCGACAGCAUCGUGAAAGUGGUGAAGAACCCAAUGAGUCUGAUGACGAGGACAACGAUGAGCACAAUCGCGUGCAGAAGAAACGCACAAAGACAGGCGACGGACGAAAGUUUGCUUGCCCCUUCUACAAGUUCGAUUCUGAAAGAUGGAAGAACGAGCGCACUUGCUGCGGUCCUGACGUAGGAGCGGGAAUAGAUUCCAAGAAGGAGAAGCUGCUGAAGGCUAGGAGCAAGGCAGAAGACGGCGUCGGCAAAUGGUAUGAGAUAUACCACAUCUUGUUCCCGUGCAAGAUCGCCGCCAAGGACCUCCCGACCCCUUAUUACGACGCUCCAAAUGGCAAGAAUGGGCUUUCAAACGAUGACGACCUGAAGCGCAAGUAUGAGUGCUUCCUCCGACGUGAGAUCCCGAAGAUGAUUCAUCAGCAACUGGUGGCCGACGUCGAGAAGGAGUUCCAGGAUCUCGGAGCGACGGUCCAAGGUCGCUUGGGUUCGUGGAUCAAGAUCGCGGCUGAAAAAUGCGCGACUGUGUUCCAGUCUAUUCCGACACCCACCGAGGCGGCGGCGCUGCCGAAUCCCGAUACGCGGCCAAGCUCACGUGCGGCCUCACCGGCGGCAGCUGACGUUUGUGGUCCUUCUAUCUUGGACACCUUUGACCCGUACGCGUAUGAGCUUGGGCUUCCGCUUCCAGAAAACUUCAUCCUCAACUUCGACUCAGAGAUUGACAGGUUUCAACCUCUGGAAUGUAUGCCAAACUACGACUCGGCUUACGGCACGGGGAGCUACGGGCUCGACGGCUCCUCGGAGACCUGGCAUGCUGAGCCAGAGGCUCACUGA
Molecule: messenger RNA, 984 nt
Organism: Colletotrichum chrysophilum
Lineage: Eukaryota; Fungi; Ascomycota; Sordariomycetes; Glomerellales; Glomerellaceae
Exons: 3
Coding region: 1-984 (327 amino acids)
Source: RefSeq, a predicted model, not a curated record